Messenger RNA from Drosophila melanogaster (fruit fly), 2239 nucleotides. RefSeq lists its product as uncharacterized. The transcript has 5 exons. Gene Ontology annotation, biological process: carbohydrate biosynthetic process. The coding region runs from base 956 to 1945 and encodes 329 amino acids. Gene Ontology annotation, molecular function: sulfotransferase activity. Lineage: Eukaryota; Metazoa; Arthropoda; Insecta; Diptera; Drosophilidae. The record is from RefSeq and is marked reviewed. Gene Ontology annotation, cellular component: membrane; Golgi membrane.
GCAGAUAAAAAGUAAAUAGGAAUAGUAAAAUGGAUCGCCACACAAAUAAGGAUCGCUCCCCAUUCAAAGGCAGUCAUAUGGAACCAUCUACACGCAAGGAGAAAAGAACGGAAAGGAAUAAUGUGCUGACCUACAAGAAACUGCGGAAAAUGCCACUCAAUUUACGCAAACAGGCAGUUCGAGAGGCUCGCAAUAGAAACGAACCAAUUCUCGGAAAGAAAAAGAAGCGGAAGACAAAUCCCCGGUUUUUUAGGACUGCCCGCCGCCUGCGGAACGACUUUGAUCGAUCCGAACACAAAGCCAUGUUGGCCAGCACUUCCGAGGAGCUACGACGCAUCCUGCAGGAUGUUGAGACUCUCUCGGACAUUCCGCACGAUAUAACAAACGUCGAACUGCAAGGGGAGAUAGCCAUCGCCGAGGGACGGGCCACAACGAUCUAUGUGCAGCGAGAUGGACUCAGCACCCUGACAGUGGUGCUCCACCAGCACGAGCCCACGAUCGCUCAGCUGAAGAGGGCAAUUGCUUUGAUCUCACGGGCCCAGCACAAGCGCAGCCAACGCGAGCGGUGCGAAGAGCGUCUUCGUCGUCGGGGAAUCGCCGACGACUCCGACGAACGACGGCAACCAGUUGCGGUGGCCAGCUCCACCGGCGAGUUAGUUCACUCCGCUCAGCGCAACGGGCAUGAUCAUCGCGCGUUCGUCUCGUGGCGGUUUCUAUGGCGCUGUUUUGGACUGCUCAACGUGGACACGAAUCAGCCGAUCGACGACCAACGCUCCAGCGGCAGGGCUACUUUAAAGGAGCUGGGCAUUGAGAACGCAGCCACCCUAAAGUUCGUCCAUCGCGUCAAGUAUUUCGGUCGCCAGCGACAGAGUUGAAGACAGUCAAAACCAAUGAUAGUACCUCAAACAAUUGUCAACCAACCGAUUGGAAAGUCGGGCAGCAAAUCGCGGUUAAUAUGGAUCAACUGGUUUGGCUUUCGUUUUGCAUUUCAAUAGGCUUUUCGCUCCUGGGAAAUUUCUCCACUGGCCUGCCGUUCGAGGAUGGCAAUAAUAAUAACGUUAAAAUUACCCGCCGGAGCUUGGAGCUUACGCAAACCAUUAAUAUACAACGCCAGGAGUUCAUGCAGCGCCAAUGCGAGCUGCUCGGCGACCACACACAAACUUUGGAGGAUCUCAGCGAGCUGCAGAUGGACCACAUGAUCGUGGACAAAGAGCACAAGCUGUUAUACUGCUAUGUGCCUAAGGUUGCCUGCACAAACUGGAAGCGUGUGCUAAUGAUGCUCACAAAUAAGUGGCACAACGGAACCGAUCCCCUCCAGAUUCCCGGAUCCCUGGCCCACUCCGUGGGCAUGUUCACUAAGCUCUACGAUCUAUCCGAAGCGGAACAGCAACAGGUUCUCAGCGACGAGUAUACGCGAUUUAUCCUGGUGCGACAUCCGCUCGAGCGUCUUCUCUCCGCCUAUCGAAAUAAGUUGGAGGGGGAUUCCCCCAGUGCCCGCUACUUCCAGUCGCGCGUUGGGCGCCAAAUCGUGAAAGAGCUGCGCCCGGGAGCCAGCAACAAUUCGUUGGAACGCGGCGAUGACGUCAGCUUUGGGGAGUUCAUUCAAUAUCUGGUCACCCCGGAGCUGAGUCGAGCCAAUCAGUCGGACUACAACGAGCACUGGGAGGUUAUAGCCAAGCUGUGCAAUCCCUGUGUAAUGAAGUACAACGUAGUGGGCAAAUACGACACUCUCUUGGAUGACUCCGCGUUGGCUCUCUACCUGGCUGGAGCCGACAAUCUAACAUUCCCCACUGGCCACAAACCGUCGAGCACUCGAGCCAAUCUGCGCAACUAUUUCGAUCCCCUGCCCAUCGGUGCCAUACGCAAGUUGUACGAUAUAUAUGAGGAUGACUUUCGACUCUUUGACUACGCACUGGACGAGGUACUCGGCUUUGAGUUUGGCUAAUUGUGAAUGAAAAGCUGCUCUCUCAAUAUCCCCAAGUCACCACCAUAACGCUUUCCACUGGAAAAGAUUGUGAUUUUAGGCUAGGACUUGUAGAUUUAGGUGCACUCCCAUGCGAAUAUUAUUUUUGUUCUGUAUACAUACCUUCCCGCGCACAAAUGUUUCCAAGGGUUUUUGACUGUAAAACUUAGUUAUAAUCAUUAAUGUUUCAUCCUCUAAGGUUUAUAUAUAUUAGGCAAUUCAAAUUGUCAAUCGAUUAGUGUUAAAUUAUUACAUUAUUAAAUACAUAGUUGCAUU